AUGCAUUGCGAAGACGUGCAUCAACUUGAUCCCGACGGCGAUGUCGAGCUCAUUCUACGUAACCCCAAUGCGCCUUUCGCAGUGUGGGACGAAUCUGAAGAUGCUGUUGUGCAGCACCUGAACGCAUGCGAUCAAAAGCUUCCGAUCAUAGCAAAAUACUCGUCGUAUUAUCUUGACUGGUUCGACGAUGCGAAGCAAGUGUCAAUUUUCCCGCCGGAGCUGCUGAACAUCGACAACCCUUUCGACAUGGACGGUUUUGGCAAGCCGCUUCCGUGCAGGUUCCUUCUUUCCUCUCGACAUCUCAUGUUAGCCUCGUCCAUCUUCAACAAGAAACUUUCAGGCCCUUGGAAAGAAUCUCUUAAAGAUCCCGUUGAGCGGGUGCGACACAUUGAGACAACGGAGUGGGAUGUCGAUGCUCUACUGAUACUUUUUCAAAUCAUACACGGAAAGCACAGUCAUGUUCCACGUUCUGUGGACCUCGAAAUGUUGGCCAAGAUAGCAACCUUGGUCGACUACUAUGAUUGCCACGAAGCAGUUCAACUGUAUGGAGACAUGUGGAUCGACGGCAUCAAAAACGACCUUCUCACCCAAUGCAGCCGUGAGCUAGUUUUGUGGAUACUGGUGUCUUGGGUUUUCUCAAAAGAGAACAUCUUCAACCAAGUCACGAGAACAGCCAUUCUUGAUAGCAAAGGCCCUGUUCCCACGCUCGAGCUGCCCAUCCCUCAAUUCCUCACCGAUCCUUAG
Messenger RNA from Colletotrichum aenigma, 744 nucleotides. RefSeq lists its product as uncharacterized. The record is from RefSeq and is a predicted model, not a curated record. Lineage: Eukaryota; Fungi; Ascomycota; Sordariomycetes; Glomerellales; Glomerellaceae. The transcript has 3 exons. The coding region runs from base 1 to 744 and encodes 247 amino acids.